Molecule: messenger RNA, 1329 nt
Organism: Adineta ricciae
Lineage: Eukaryota; Metazoa; Rotifera; Eurotatoria; Adinetida; Adinetidae
Source: the annotation of a GenBank genome assembly
AUGGCUGCAAAUAUAAAAAUUUCUGAAUUAUCAUCCAACAAAGCUCAAAGUACUGACAAUUCGCCAUCGUCAUCGCCACCAAAUUUUAGACGAGAUAUUUUAUUUCGCCAAUAUCCUCUACUUAUUUUCGGAAGUCUUAUCGGUGUCGUACUCAGUGCCAUCAUUAUAACACCAUUACUUAUCAAUACGAAUGGAACUUCAUCACUGAAUAUCAAAAUUGAAACAUUGGAUCGUGCUACAAAUAUGACACCUGGAAAAGCGUCAAUAGGUUCUGUCAAUUCAAAAUGUCAUCAAUUAACAUUUGCUCCGUACACUACUUACAGCACUCUCGAGAGACCUUAUUCAAUUAGUACUGGUGAUGUUAAUGGAGAUAACAUAACUGAUCUUAUUAUAGGUUACAAUUCUUGGACAUUUAAAAUUACCAUUUAUUAUGGAGACGGAAGCGGAACUUUUUCAACACAAUCUUCGAUAGUUUCGGAUUUGAUACCAAUAGCCGUUGCUGUUGCAGACUUAAAUAAUGAUAAUAUUAAAGAUAUUGCUGUAGCACAUUUUGACUAUUUCGGCAGUGUAGCUGUAUAUCUGGGACCCAUUUAUGAAAACAUUUAUGUCCCAAGAACUCUGUCAGUUGGCGACCGACCAUAUUCAGUUAUUAUAGGUGAUUUUGAUCAUGACUAUAACGCAGAUAUUAUAGUGGCUAAUACUUUUGAUAGUACAAUCAGUAUUUUAUGGGGAUAUGGUAAUGGAACGUUUACAGCUCAAAAUACCGUAAACACCCUUAAUGGUCCCAUAUCACUUGUUGCUGCUGAUUUUAAUAAUGAUGAUUAUUUGGAUUUCGUUAUUGCAAACUUCCACAGUAGUAGAAUAAGUGUGUAUUUCACUCAUGGUAGUGGCGUUUUCCCAACAAUUAAAUCAUUUUUAACAAGGUCUACGCCACGAAGCAUAGCGAUUGGAGAUUUUAAUAAUGAUGAAUACAUUGAUAUUGUUGUUGUUAAUUAUAUCAAUCAUACAAUGAGUGUGUUACUUAAUACUGGUAAUGAUAACUUUCAAUCUCAAAUGGUUUAUUCAACCGGUGAACUACCAAUGUCUGUAGCUGUUGCAGAUUUGAAUGGUGAUACGUAUUUAGAUAUUAUCGUUCCUAGCAACAGAUAUAGUUAUUUCAGUAUAUUUUUGGGUUACGGGAACGGGUAUUUCGGAACUGAACUCAUUUUUAAUACUGAUUUAUGGCCUGCAUCAAUUACUGUUGAUGAUUUUAAUAAUGAUAACCGAAUAGAUAUUGCUGUUGUCAAUGAAGGUGAUGACACACUCAAUAUAUUUUUAAAUACAUGUUAA